Folsomia candida is the source of this 3006-nucleotide messenger RNA. RefSeq names its product multiple epidermal growth factor-like domains protein 6. Lineage: Eukaryota; Metazoa; Arthropoda; Collembola; Entomobryomorpha; Isotomidae. The record is from RefSeq and is a predicted model, not a curated record. The transcript has 6 exons. Bases 179 to 1228 code for a protein of 349 amino acids.
UUUACACGUCGAGUCUUAAGUUAUGCCAAAGUUAUUAUUUUUCCUGUCUAAAUAAAGCAAAAAAUGCUGUACGGAAUUAUAUUCGGAAUCGUUACCAGUCUCGUUAUUUCUUUAUGUGGAAGCGAACUAUUGGUAACAUCAAUUUUCAUCACCCAAUCCAUUUCCUGCGCCGGAAUGUAUGCGUAAUUCGACGUGUGAUCUUUCUUCUGGAACUUGUGUCUGUCCAACUGGAAUGACUUUGGACUAUGAUGCAGCCUCCUGCCGUUUUGCACGUAUUGGCGAGAACUGUAGUUCAUCAGUGGAAUGUGAUCAAUCUCAAAGGUUGACCUGUGGUGGGAGUGGUUCAUGUGUUUGCGAUCCGGACAAAACGGUCAGAAAUGGGGGCAGAUUCUCAGUCCGGAAUUAUCAAAUGAGAGGGUCAAACUUUGAUGUAGGACUUGGUCUGUGUCUUAGCAAGGUCGGGACUUUCUGCAAGGUCACAACGUCCCCCAACUCCUACUACGCACCCCACCCGGACAACAAGUACUGUGUGGAAGGAGCCCGUUGUAGUCACGAGGGUGAAUGCCUCUGUGAAAAUCCUACCUGGCAGGUCACGAGGGAUAAAAUUUGCGGAAAGUCGUACAAUGAGACGUGUUCCAUAUUAAUACCAUGUAGUGAUCAUUUAGUUUGUACAAAUCUUGGAGAAUCCUCUGAAAUGAGAUGUCUAUGUCCUAACGAGGCAUAUCAAAUUUAUGACGCGUCCGUGACAUCAAACAACCGAUUUGGGAGCUGUCGUGGCCUCACGCAUACACCUUGCGAUCCAGCCGAUGAAAACUCCUGCGUUGAGAAUGCUCAUUGUGCUGAACAGGCGAAAGGGUACAAAUUCCUCUGCCAGUGUAAACCGAAUGCUGACCAGAAGUGUGCCAUAAUUAAGCACGGUGAACCAUGCGACUAUAGUAAAAAUUAUGCCCGUUGUGACAACAGAGCUGGUCUACAGUGCCGAAUUUUACGAAAAGUCGAUCCCACGGACAAUCUAACGAAGUCAGUGUCGUCCUGCAGCUGUCCAAAUAUUAAUGAUGUUUAUGACGCUGCGCUUAAUAAGUGUGUCAGUCAAAUCGGGGUAGCAUGCAGUGAAAGCAAAACUUGUGGAGGUGACGCAACCUGCUUGAAACCCCGCCCUGAUGCUAACCAGACUGGAAAAUGCGGAUGCAAAGAUUACUUACGAGUUGUCAUGGUGGGUCUAGGGUAGCUCGUCGAAAACAUGGUCGUCGAAAGAGUAACUCGUCGAGGACGAGUCGUCUGAAGGGUAACUCGCCGUUUGGGCAAGUGGUCGAAAAUAAUACUUGUCGAGAGUAUUUUUUUAAUAAAAUACGAUUCUAAAUAUAAAUUAUAAUUUUAUAAAAUAAUAUUUACAUGAGAACUCUCAGCAAGAACGCCAAACCGCCUGUUCCAGGCCUCCACUGCAUUAUUGGUUCUGGAAAUAUUAUCUAAUACACGUUGGUGCACAUUCCAGAAGAGUAUUGGAAUCAUUGGUGCAUCGUACACCGAUGUAGGUUUUUUGAACAUAACUAAAAAAUUCAUCCAGUUCGAGUUUAGUUUGACCCUUAAAAUUGAACGAUACUUUCAAUUCUCGCAAUGCCACUCUUAAAUCAUCGGGCUGAACAAAUGCGAGACCGAAUAUUUUUUAUAUUAAUAAUGCCAUUGUAACGUCUUGGUCGUACUGGUUGUUUAAAUUGUGUGCCAAAUGUCUAAACAACGCUUGAGUAUAGUGAAAAUGACACCCGUGAAGUACGGCGUCUGGAACGUGUCGUGUACAGCUGUAUAGUGUUUUAAGUAUUUUAGAAUGUCCGCAGCGUAUAUCUGUCCCACGAUGCACAUGUAUUGUGCAUACUUGUGAACUCAUUAUAUAGGUAAAAUUAGUAAAGAUGUUGCAUGAAAUUCGAUGAGUUUUAUGCCACCUAAAUUCGACGACUUGCCUUUCUGACGAGUUUUCCGUUCGACAAGUUGAUUUCGACGACUUACCUUUUCGACGACAUAGGAUUCGACAAGUAACCCGUAUCCCGUCAUGGUUGGCGAUACUCCUAAAUGCAGAGCUGAUACUACAGAUGCUAUAAUCUUGUAUGAGGACGAUGACUGAAAGCGUUUAAAUACUUAGGUAUGCAUAAAUAUUCACGAUGAUCCAAUGAUAAGAACUAAUAAUAAUAAUAACUAUUUAAUAAACCAUGGUAAUGUGAGAAGUAUGUAUGUAUGUAGCUCGUUAUAGUGCUUAAUUAGAGUGCGUAUUUUGAGUUAAAAAUUUAAGCUUGGUGGUGUACUUACAACGAGGAAAGGUGUUUGAUGAAAUUUGUACUUAUGUAAAUUCUAAAUAAAAGUUACGCAAAAUUUACUCAACGUUAACGUCGAGUCAAAAUGAGGGUAAUGCAACAAUUGGGUAAGAUAAAUACAUUUAAUUUUACCCCACGUUAUUUAGAGUACACCCUUCUUGCAUAUGGCUAAGCUUUCUGGAUACGGUUCAAUUAGAGAAGAUUGGUUAUUUUUCAAUCUUGUCUCCUCUUUGCUCCCUUUCAAUGUGUAAAUACUGUAUUUGAUUUUUACGUGAAAGCUGUAUGCAUCACCAAUAAUUUUCUUAAAAUUCGCAUGCCAGAAAACUGUGCAUAUUUGAAUUGGGAACAAGCACUAAAUAUGUAUGAAAUAUGUAUGUAUACAUAAAUAAGUUGUCGUAGCACAUCUGCACAUCAGAGUGCGUCUUUCACAUAAUUCGUUGUCUUUAUUAUUCUCAUAUUUAAAUAUGUAUUUACAUAUGCAAAUUCAACAUAGAUUAGUUUCUGAUUGGAUAAUAAAUACUUAUUUGACAGACAAUAGAACAAGUAACGUACUUGUUCUCUGUAAUCGAACAGCGUGACUUGAAAUUAAUGAAAAUGCAGCAAGUAUAAAAGAAAACUAUUGGGAUUGUGUUUAUGUCAUAGAUAUAAUUUAAUAUAUCACAACCAUUUACAUACGUAUAAUAAAAAAUGGUUUAUUCCUUAA